AUGCAGGUAAUUAUCCAAAGCAGAUUCCACUACAAUGUGUCCUGGUCAAAGUGCUAUAGAGCAAAGUGUAGGGCCAUGUCUUUGAUAGAAGGGAGAUUGAGUGAUCACUAUGCUAAAGUAUGGGAUUAUGGUGGUGAGCUGUUGAGAUCAAAUCCAGGUCAAUGUAAGGGAGAAUUGUUAACUAUUAUUGGUAGAGAUGCAAACAAUCAAGUGUAUCCCAUUGCCUGGGCUGUAGUUUACAUAGAGAACAAGUUAAACUGGAAAUGGUUCUUGGAAUUGAUAACAAAUGAUUUAGAAUUGGAUGGUGGAAGGGGUAUGGCAGUAAUUUCUGAACAACACAAGGGGCUUCUUGAGGCUACAAAAGAAGUCCUACCACUUGCACAACACAGACAAUGUGCUAGGCAUAUAUAUUUCAACUUCAGGAAGGUGUAUAGUGGUGUGGAGUUUAAAAAUAUGUUUUGGGUUGCUGCAAAAUCAACUGUUGAAGGGGAGUUCAACGUGAACAUGCAAAAGAUUAGGGAUAUUAGUCCAUCUACUUAUGAACAUCUAAUGGUAAGGGAUCCCAGUUCAUGGUGCAGGGCCUUUUAUGGUGGAGGAUUGGCAUGUGAGGCAGUAGAAAAUGGAAUGACUGAAUGUUUUAAUGCAACUAUCGUGGAUGCUAGAAAAAAGCCCCUACUGGCCAUGCUUGAGGAAAUAUGA
This is a messenger RNA of Lactuca saligna, 699 nucleotides long. The record is from the annotation of a GenBank genome assembly. Lineage: Eukaryota; Viridiplantae; Streptophyta; Magnoliopsida; Asterales; Asteraceae.